AUGGGCAUCACAGAAAAGAUCGCAGAGAUCGAGGCCGAGAUGGCUCGAACUCAAAAGAAUAAAGCUACAGAAUACCAUGUCGGUCUGCUAAGAGGAAAGCUUGCUCGACUUCGAGCUCAGCUGCUAGAGCCACCCAAGGCAUCUGCCAAGGGCGAAGGCUUCGAAGUGGUUAAAAGCGGUUCAGCCCGUGCCUGUAUGGUGGGCUUCCCUAGUGCUGGAAAAUCUAGUUUGCUGGCCAAGAUUACCAAGACAGAGAGUCAAGUUGCUAGCUACGAAUUUACCACUUUGACUGCCAUUCCCGGUGUCCUGGAGUACGAUGGCGCUGAAAUCCAAAUCCUUGAUCUCCCGGGGAUCAUUCAAGGAGCUAGUCAAGGCAAGGGUCGCGGAAGGCAGGUCAUUGCUGUUGCCAAGACUGCUGACCUCAUCCUGAUGGUCAUGGACGCGGGCAAGCCAGGUCAGCAAAAAGAGCAAUUGGAAGCGGAACUGGAGGCAGUGGGUAUACGGCUCAAUCGCAAGCGUCCAGACAUCACCUUCAAAGUCAAGUCAGGCGGCGGUGUCUCAUACAACUCUACUGUCAAGCAGACACGAGGCUUUGAUGACAAGAUGUGCUACAAUAUCUUGCACGACUACAAGAUUCACAAUGCAGAUGUGCUUCUUCGAGAAGACAUCACAGUAGACGACUUUAUCGAUGUCGUCCUUGGCAACCGCAAGUACAUCAGAUGCCUAUACGUCUACAACAAGAUUGAUUCCAUUUCGCUCGAGACUGUAGACGAAUUGGCCCACAGAGAUCACGCCGUUGUCAUUUCUUGCGCAGCUGAACUCAAUCUGGAUUACUUGAAGGAUCGGAUAUGGUCAGAGCUUGGUCUUAUCCGAGUGUAUACAAAGAGAAAGGGGGAGCUGCCAGGAUUUGCUGAGGCGUUGAUUCUGCGCGAGGGCAGUACUGUCGAGCAGGCCUGCGAUAGUAUCCAUCGAACCCUCGCGGAGCAAUUUCGUUACGGGCUGGUCUGGGGCCAGUCCGCCAAGCACAAACCCCAGCGUGUUGGUUUGACUCAUGUUCUGGGCGAAGGCGACGUAUUGUCUAUCAUCACCAAGUAG
Messenger RNA from Protomyces lactucae-debilis, 1095 nucleotides. Its product is annotated as GTP-binding protein. Gene Ontology annotation, molecular function: GTPase activity; GTP binding. NCBI's taxonomy places the organism in Eukaryota, Fungi, Ascomycota, Taphrinomycetes, Taphrinales, Protomycetaceae. The record is from RefSeq and is a predicted model, not a curated record. Gene Ontology annotation, cellular component: cytoplasm. Bases 1 to 1095 code for a protein of 364 amino acids. The transcript is spliced from 2 exons. Gene Ontology annotation, biological process: cytoplasmic translation.